AAACCCAUAUGUCUCUGCUACAGAAAAUGUAGUUGAGCAGUUUCCUGACAACACCACUCAGAAUCCUAAUGCUACUAAAUCUGACAUGGAUACAUCUGGGGGGUUAGCUGUUGGAUGCCCUGCUGAAAAUGAAUCUGACCCAAAAGGAUGGAUGAUCGGCCCAUUCUUUAAGUCAUUCAGGUCGAAGGUGGCCUGUUUCACAGAGAUAGUCAUGAGUCCUGUUAAACUCUUCAAAGGUAAUAGUCCUUCACCGUCCAUGGACUAUGCAGACAAACUCAGUGAGAUAGAGGCCAAUGGAACCUGUGAUGUUGAGCACUCAGAUCCAAGCAAUGUGUUUCAUUCAAAAGAACAAAGUGAGGACAGUCAUCAGCAGAGACUCAGCAAUGAAGAAAGUGCACCUAACACAGAAACUGUUGGUGUUAAAUAUUCUAAAGAAUUGUUUGAUGUGGAGUUGUCAACACAUAUCUCUGAAUCUGUGCCUUUGCGACACAGCCCCUCACCCUGCAUCGGUUUUGAGAAGAUUUCAGAAUCUGUUGCAUCUGAUAUUAGGUCCUCUGUCAGUUUAAGUGCCUCACAUGAAACCAAGUCAACGAUAUCCAAAACUAUGGAGGAGCAGAACAGCAAACAGUGUACCCAGCUAAAACCUCUACCUAGGAAACGAACAGGAAAUAGAUCUGAAUUUAAGAAGUUUUCCUCUAAGACUCUUAAACCUGAAGUCAAACAGGAAGAGUCUGACCCAGAGGUUAGUGAUGAGCAAAUCAAAUCAAACAAGGCUGAUUCAAGUGAUACUGACAAAACUCUGUUAUCUUCUGUCUGUUACACUCAGCUUGAUGCAGACUCUCUCCAGCCUGAUGAUGAUGAUGAUGAUGGCAAGAAAAUAGAAAGUUGUAGCGUAGUUCAAAGCCUCCAGAGUACUUUAAAUAACAGUGCUAAUGAAAGAACACUGAUGCUCACUACAGAUACUCAGCAGUUUGAGUAUUCAGCAGGUUUUGGGGGAGCUAAGAAGGGGCUGGAACUGCAAAGCCAUUCCCAAGACUUGGAGAAGAGGACAAAACUGAGAGGAGAUAUAGGUACAGAGAAUGCAGAAAACCAAGAGUUAAAUGUGGCGUCAGAUAGUGGCUUGUUGAGGGAGCGAAGUUCAGCAAGAAGGAAUGUCGUGUUGACAAAAACAGUUGUAGACAGGGAGGAAACACUGGAGCCUGCUAGAAAAAGGCAGGUUGUUUCAACAAGAGCAAAUGGGAAAGGAAAAUGUAGACAUGAAAUGCUUCCAGUGAUAAAUGAAGCAGGGUCAAAGACUCGGACUGAAUGUUUCCCUGCUGUUGUGUUGGAUCACAUACUGGAUAAAAGCAGUGGUGUGUCAGAGAAUGGCCAAAAAGUCUGCAGUACCAGCAAGACAAAGCCCAGUGGCUCAUGCAAACAAGUGAAAAUGACGGCAACAGGUCUUGGUAAAAGUGAUGCAAGUAACAGUAUGGAACUUGAAACCACUGUGGAAGUAAUUUCUGUGCAACAAACGGAGCAGGAGCCGUUACCAGAAGCUCUUAAUGUAAAGCAGCUCCACAAUACAGACAAGUGCAGGAAUAUUAACAAGAAGCCGCUAAAACGUAAAGCACCUUUUCAGGCAGGUUUGUUGAUUGAAUCGGACAGCACUUUGGUUUCUACCUCAUCAGUAGUAUCAUUGGAGCUAUUAAAACACAAGCCCAUAGAUUUUAAUACCACUCUGCCUGUUCAGAGAAAGGAGAACUCAAAAACAGGGUUCAGCCAAACGUCCAAGAGACGCAAUAAGAGCUUUAGAAGUGGCGUUAAAUCUUUUGAGUCAGGUGGGGCUCAAGAGACGAAGCAGUGUAUCAGUAAUCUCUGUGUGAUAACUGAAGAAAGCCAGUCUACACGCCCUGUGGACCCUGUUUGUUUUGAAAGAAAUCGUGAACCUGUUGUUUCACCCUCCCAACCUCACCUAAACUGUAGUGUACUAUUAAAUAUUGAAGUUAAACAUUUCAUGGAUAAGAAAGAAAAGGAUACUGCUUCUUUGUCACAUAAAGUGUUUACCAGUGACAAUGAAACCAGUAAGCAUAGCAGCAUCAGUGUCUCUAGGCUAAGAUCUGGUGCAAGAAAGGUGCAGCCAAGGUUAACGGAUAAGCAAAGGAGAAGGUCCCUAGGUUUGCAAAAUAAGAGGCAUAAAGUUGAAGAGGCAACAAGCUCUGUCACUAUGGAGGAUGCACAUGUGACGACAGCAAGUGCAAGCUCAUCAGAAAAUGGCUUUGCAAGGCGCCUGUUGCGCAGCUACUCCUGCCCAGAGAUCCCUGCCUUCCAUCCCUAUGACACAGCCUGGACCGCCUCACCUCAUUCAACACAUCACAGCUGGACGCGCACGUCACAACAGCAUCAGGCUCCCCACACUCCCUAUCUCCCCAAUGCCAACAGAUCCCUCCAGCGUGCUCGUCGCCACACUGUUUGCAUUGUGGAGGUAGAGAGAGAGAUUGCCCCUCUCUGUCUUCGUAAGGAGGUGUACCCAUCCCGAAGAGCUGCUCCGUAUGGCAGUGUCGCCAAACAACCGUCUCCUAAUUUCGCAUUUUCCCUCAGCACUUCCCUCUCAGCCCUUGCCUCAUCUUUCCUUUCCAGCCCACUGGCUUUCCUUUCCAAGAAAGCUGACAGCAGAAGUUCUGCUGCCAAUCCCAGCACUAACAAUCAUGUGUCCUCUCCCACCUCCGCCUCCUCACCAACAUCCCUGUUGAGCUCCUCCACAUGUCACCUUCCAGGAUUCCUCCAGAGAAUUGACUCCCCUCAGGCUACCUUGGACUCUAGUAGCAGUGGGAAUCCACUGGCGUGUGAGACCGAGAGGAGACCACAGAGUGAGGAGGAGGAUGAUUGUGAAUGCACAAGCUCUUCCAGUCAGGAGUAUGAAGAUAUUGGACUGAGAGAGGAAAAGGCCCUGUCUGAUUCUGAAAUCAAGGCAGCGCAAAAGCAUGAGGAACGAGGGAAAGUGUCAUCUAUCAGAAUCCGGAAAACUUUACCCAAACCUCAGAACAACCUGACACCCAUGGGCUUGCCCAGACCCAUCAGGCUGAAAAAGAAGGAGUUUAGUUUGGAAGAAAUUUACACCAAUAAGAAUUUCAGCAAACCCCCUGAAAGUCGGCUGGAGACCAUCUUUGAAGUGCCUCUAAAUCGCCGAAAUGGUUCGGAGUCCUGGUUUGGCCAGAAGCGCAUCAAGCGAUUUUUGGAGUUCCUGGAGGCUGGUGAGGCCAGAAAACCAAAGAAGCCACUCGUCGGUGCUGGAAAGACAGUGAUCUCAUCUUCCAGAACAAGACGAGGAAGCUUCACUAAAGACGAACCGUCCCUAACCAUGCAGGAUGUGGACUCGGUACUCUGUGCCAAGCUCGACGAGCUGAAUUUGUGGUUGACACGUGAAUCGGAGAGACAGUUGACAGAUGCCUCAUAAAAGGUGAUUUAUCAGCCAUUGAGUAGAGAUAAUCCUGUCUUGACGUUGUGUAUUUUCCACAUGAAGACUCACGUGCAUCUUUCAGCUUUUUUUGUCUUUGUCACCAUGGUCUGUAUAUAAAUGUUAUGGUAACAAGUUAUUAUUGAAUUACAUUUUCAUUCUGCAGCGUUUGGGGCGUGCAUGUCGAAGAGCAAUACAUAAUUUUAUCAUUACAGCACAAACCUUUGCCAUUCGUUCUUUCUAUCAGCAGUAAGUGAAACUGUCUUGAUACAAAUGCUGACACCCUUGAUGUAAACCUUUUAUAGAGUAUGUUUUGUCUGAAAUCUCAGUCUUGUCCCCAGAUUGUUACAAACUCCCUUCAACGGGGAGUGAUGAUGCUAUUUUGCUGCAAUUACCGUUUCUUUUCAAAAAUACCAAUGCAGUUUACAUCUCGUUGGUGUUGUGCUGUCGGGUUUGAUAGACAGCAGUGUAUCACAUAAGUAGUAGUGACUUUGCAGCAUCAUCGUAGGUUAUUGUAAAGGCAGAUAUUAUUCAAUUAAAUGCUGACUAGAUCUUUUCAGAUGCCAGCAAGAGAUUUGUGUUCACUUCAGCCAGUUUCACAACCAUGUUUCUGUCCAUGAAGUUUAUGAACGGUGAGUCUGCAAAUAGCAAGGAAAUUGUAAAUCUUUUUUUCUAAGCUCAGUGCAGACCUUCAUCAGUUAUUUGGUUAACUGUAAUUUAUGGUUGGAGAGGUUUUUGUUGUGUAAAAUGUAACAUGGACGCACUGCAGCACUCGAGCUUUUCUAAUAAAGAGUGGACAUGUCGAGA
Molecule: messenger RNA, 4240 nt
Organism: Monopterus albus (swamp eel)
Lineage: Eukaryota; Metazoa; Chordata; Actinopteri; Synbranchiformes; Synbranchidae
Gene: prr14
Product: proline rich 14
Exons: 5
Coding region: 86-3433 (1115 amino acids)
Source: RefSeq, a predicted model, not a curated record